Trichoplusia ni (cabbage looper) is the source of this 3359-nucleotide messenger RNA. RefSeq names its product SCY1-like protein 2 (gene bma). The transcript has 16 exons. Gene Ontology annotation, molecular function: ATP binding; protein kinase activity. NCBI's taxonomy places the organism in Eukaryota, Metazoa, Arthropoda, Insecta, Lepidoptera, Noctuidae. Gene Ontology annotation, biological process: protein phosphorylation. The coding region runs from base 381 to 3062 and encodes 893 amino acids. The record is from RefSeq and is a predicted model, not a curated record.
UCGUCUUGAAGAAAUUUGGGCUGCCGCCGGGGAAAACGCAAGAAAGGUGGUAUUAGGCAGACCGAGGUAGAGGGCGAGGUGUGGCGCGGGGAUCAUGGCGGCAGUCGUAGCGCUCACAGCUCAUUGUCGUUCCGAGCGGCUCAGUGGCAACACGCUUCGAGCCGAACUCAGACAUCGCGAUCGGGCGCGCACGUCGCGUCAUGUAGUUUUGCCUAACAGUUCAAACAAGUUUCAAACUGUUCUAAACUUUCACAAAAGUUGUUAAAAAGUAUUCCGGAGUCGGGACAGAUAGCCUACAGCCCCAUAGUUCAGGGGGAUCUGGUUCCGACGGUGAAAGCAGCGGGUUUGCUUCUACUAUCGGGAGGAAGAUCUCUUCGGGGAUGUCGGGAAUAAUCUCAAAGUUGAAGAGUGGGACGCAGCCGCAGCCGCCCCCGCUGGAGAACAAUCCCAUCUGCCAGUACUUCGAAGUGGGCAAGGAGAGCAGCACCGCCGGCCCCGGGCUCAUCUGGCGCGUCCAUGACGCCUACCGCAAGAGCGACGGAAAGGAAUGCUCGGUGUUCGUCUUCGACAAGCGUAUCGCGGAGAAACUUUACAAGCCGAAACGCAAGGAGAGCAUGUUGGAUCGUAUCCGCAUCUGCAUCGCUGCGAUGGAGAAGAUGCGUCACCCUAAGAUGCUUCAGAUAAUCCAUUCGUUGGAAGAAGGUCAUCAUACCAUUGCCUUCGCUUCGGAACCGGUUCUGGCGAGCCUGCAUAACAUCUUAGCUUGGCAUGAAUGCAACGUAAUGCCGGGCUGCCAGCCGCCGAUCAUGCCCCACCCCAUAACCCUGGGCCCGCCGAGCGCGCAGCAGCAGCAGAUCAACCUGACCACGCCGAAGGCACCCUACGCCAAGGAGUACUUCUUCCUGGACAUCGAGCUGCGCUACGGACUGUUGCAGCUGAUCGAGGCGCUGCACUACCUGCACUACACUUCGCACCAGAUGCAUCGCAACGUGUGCCCGCAGGUCAUCAUCGUCACCAAGCGUGGUACCUGGAAGCUGUUCGGCCUGGAGUUUGCUGAGAACAUCAUCGGGUCCGACCCGACGGAGAUGAUCUGCGUGCCGCCGUGGUCCAUCAAGGUGGCUAAGUUGGCUCAGCCAUGUCUGGAUUUCUUGGCUCCCGAGGUCCAGACGAACGGUCAAUGCAGUAUUCUAUCGGAUAUGUUCUCGCUUGGCCUUGUGAUCUGUGCCGUCUUCAACAACGGCAAGCCGCUGAUCCAAGCCAAUAAUAACCCAAUGCUUUACAUGAAGCAAAUCGAGUUCCUCGACCAGCAAGUGAUCCAAGUGCUGCCGCGGGUUCCGUCGGCCCUGCAGGAGGCCGUGCAGCGCCUGCUGGCGCGAGACCCGCACCCGCGACCCACCACGCAGCUGCUGCCACUGAUUAAGUACUUCAAGGGUCAGAGUGAGCAAGCCAUCUCAGCCAUGCAAUUUCUGGAUGUGGUGACAAUGAAGGAUCCAAACCAAAAGGCCAACUUCUAUCGAACAACUUUGAUUGACGCGCUGCCGUACAUUCCAAAGAAACUCCGCUGGCAGCACGUGUGGCCUGCCUUGCAGCUGGAGGUUAGGACGGCCGAGGUUCUGGCCUCGGUCUUGCAGCCCGUUAUCUGGCUCACUAACGAGUGCACUCAGGAUGAGUUCUCGCACUACGUCCUGCCGACACUCAAAAACUUGAUGAAUUCUCCGAAAAGCAUCCAAGCUUCGGUCACUAUUUUGGAGAAUUUGCACAUUAUUUUGAAGAAAUGUCAGCAGAACGAAGUUGACAAUGAAAUUCUGCCAUUGCUGUAUAAUGCUCUGGAUAACAACACUAACCAAAUCCAGACCGCUUCGCUGAUUGCUACGCAGAACGUGUCUGAUUUCAUAAAAGACAAGCAAUUGCACACUAUCGUCCUCGCCAAAGUGAGGGGACUGCUCGAAAGGAACCAGAGUGACGUGAAGAUCAUCAGCCUGAUCCUUUGCUUCUUCGAGAAGAUUCUCGUUAGACUCGAGAGGACCCACAUCCUGGAACAGGUCAUUCCCACCCUGCUGGCUAUGCGGCUCACUGACCCUGACAUCGUCACCCGUGUAGUAAAACUAUACAAAUCUAUGCUCUUGGAAAGGAAGUUUGGAUUAAACACCAACGUGAUGGCCACCAAGAUGAUCCCAUCGCUUGCUCCGCAAACCGUCAACCCGAAUUUGAACGUUGACCAGUUCACUAAUUUGAUGGAGAUCCUGUACGACAUGCUGGACAACAUCGACAAGAACCAGCGCUUCAAGCUGAAGGUCGACCCGGCGAGCAUGUCGAGCCCCGAGCGUCACCGCGCGCUCCGUCAUCAGAUGAGCACAGAUAACAUGAAUGUCCCGCCUUUUAACAUUCCCAAUUUACGUGUGGAACAGCGUAAGACCUCUAGCGCAGAGGAUAUGGCUCGUAAGAAUUCAAUGAGUGGGCCUCCCCCCACAGCCUCUGGUAGCGUUGGCGGGUUCAAGAGCACGGGGAUCGGGCAAUGGUUCUUCGGAUCAAGCAAUUCUACUAAUAACGACAAUAACUUCCUUCGCGUUUCAAACGCUUUUCCUAACCGUCGUCUAUCAGAUAACACCCUGAUGACACCGAAAAUACGCAUCGCGCCAUCGUGCGCCUCCUCCCCCGGCGGCACUCCCGGAGGGAACUCUGGGCUACCCACUCGCCGACACUCUAGCAUCGGACCUCAAGAGCGCCGCGGCUCCGCUGUCAACCUGUCGCCACCAACCGGAGGUUCGAUGCCCAACACUUCGUCGAGUGUACCGUUUCUGCUGACGUCGUCGAUGCAAUCGAUCCGCUCGCGCCGCCCGUCGGCGUGCCUCAGCGGCUCGCAGGGCUCCGGUCUGCUGCAGCAGAUCAGCAGCGGAAUGGUAAGACACCUGCCGAGCGGCAGUGCUAGUGGCCACCACGCGCACGGAUCGACGACCAACUGGAGCCUGCAGGGGGCCACCGCCGCCGGCUACAACGCUCUGCAUAACACCGCCAUGGCUGUCAGGAAAUGCCCUUCACUGAAUAUUACCCUCACGCGUUAAACGCCCCUCUGUGCCCAGCCAUUAACCACCGAGCAGAGAGCACACCUAGUCCUAGCAAGUCCCUACUAAAUCUUCGACAUGCUUCGUAUAACAUACUGAGUAGCAGAGUAUCUGGCGCGUCGUCGUCGCCGAACCACCGACGAACCACUUUCAUUAAGAUCUGCCGACAAGGGCGAUCCCCGUCCGGUCCCUUGAUGUUUAGUAGUUUUAUCAUAAUAUCGAUGUUGUUUAAAGUACUCGUAUCACCAUAUUACAUUUAUUUGCAACUACUUUUUUUAGAAAUAUAAACUUGUUUCA